CUGGCGCUCUGAGAUAAACAACAAGAGCCAUUGCCAUCCACGGGAAGUAUCACCAGCCGACGCGAUACCUAGCAUCACACCCACCACAUGCAACAUUCUUUAUCGACCCGCGCACAUUGGUUGUCGACCACCAUCUUCUUGCUUCGCGCCGACACUUUUCCUCCGCUCUCGCGCCGACACGAAGCAGUUCCCAACGCGACUGACGCCAACUCCACCACUGGACGCGACGAGCGACACCACUGGGCUUCUGAGGAGACACGCGAGAAACUGGCGCCAUCAAUGCGUUCCCGACACAUACACUCAUGACGACGCUUGUGGCAAAUCUGGAAACGCUUGAUUUAAUUAGCAUGGGGAAUCAGCCGGUGCGCCGGCAAAGCAAACGCCUGGCGGGUCUGUCUGAACCUGCGUCGCAUGUUACAGGGUCGGUAACUGACAUGACAGCAGCCGCGGAUGAUUACGAAAAAGACGACGACUUCCAAUUCUUCCGCAAAUCGAAACGCCCAAAGACGGAUGAGCCUCAGCCGGCCGCAGCACCACCACCAGCGGUCCCAACGAGCACAAAGAAGGCUGGGAGAGGGAGACCACCCAAGGCACGCGCCGCCAAGGGACCGGUGCCAGAACCGAUUGCGGAGGAUCUCGACGAGCCAGAGCCACCAGCAGUGCUCUCAGUGACCAAAGGAACCUCCAAGGGAAGACCGUCCCGGCGGAAGGCUGGACCGGAGCCCAUCGAGGAAGAGCCAAAAUCCAAGGCACCCAAAACAGCGCCAGCACGCAGUACGCGUCAAACGCCGGACGAAUCAUUACGCGAUGAGAGCUCAGCAGCCAAUGGCGCGACCCGCGGCGGGAAGAAGGGCAGAGGACGGCCGGCGCGUGCAGCUAAAGAAGUGCCUCAAUCGCCGGUACCGAUGAUAGAGCAGUCGCAAGCGUCCAAGAUUACGUUGCCCAUGAGCGACACGCCUGUCAUUAACAGGAACAAGGAGAUGCGCAAAAAAGGCGGCGCGAACCGGCGAAGUAGCUUGGGGUCACGAGGGCGACGCGCAAGUUCCCUGAUCGAGAAUGGGUCCUCAGCUCUGCCACAUCGUGAGGUCAAACCGGCGGACUUUUACAAGCACAUCGAGGCGGAGGGCCUGCCGGAGCCACGGCGGAUGAAACAGUUGUUGACAUGGUGCGGAGAGCGAGCGCUGUCUGAGAAACCGCCGCAUGGCACUCUUAAUUCGAGUGUAAUACAUGGAGCGCGCGCAAUUCAAGAUCAGUUGCUCAAGGACUUUGGGGCCAAGUCGGAGUUCUCCAAUUGGUUCAGCCGAGACGAAGGCCCCAAGGCGCGAGUUGUCCUGAAGCCUAAUCCCCGAAAUAUUGAGCUUGACGAGAAGCUAGUGCAGUUGGAGGAAAACGUGAAGAGGCUAAAAGAAGAAAAAAAGUCAUGGCAGGCGAUAAGGAAACCGCCGACGCCGCAACCUGGAAUGUUUUCCGACGCGGACCUCGAGACGGGCGAGAUACAGCUUCCCGACUUCAGUCUCCUAGAUGAUGACGACGUCAGGAUACGCAAUCACCUAUCAGACUCGGCUCUCAGCUUCGCUGCAAUACGAGCCAAGACCGAGGAAAGGUUGCGGCAAGUACGAGCGUCACUAGAAUUCCAAGUGGACCAGCUCGCAGAUAAUGUCCAUAAACUCGAGCAAAGGGUGCUGGUGGCGGGCGACGAAGCAAGCACGGUUCUCAAGUUGAGCGCAGCACGGCUCAAGGAACGCGAGGAGCGCGAGAGGAGGGAAGCUGGGACCAAGGAUAUGCCGAUAAUGGAGGUUUUGAGAAGCUUAGGGAGUAUCUUGCCAGACACUGGCGGGUGAUAUGGCUCGGGCUUCUGGGGACUAUGAAUUCAACGAUGAGACGAGGCGUCUGGGACUGCAGUUUUUUGCUUCGUGGUUGGACCAUGGGGUCCAACCUUUGUCUUGUUUUGA
Molecule: messenger RNA, 1952 nt
Organism: Emericellopsis atlantica
Lineage: Eukaryota; Fungi; Ascomycota; Sordariomycetes; Hypocreales; Bionectriaceae
Product: Mis12-Mtw1 protein family-domain-containing protein
Exons: 3
Coding region: 303-1841 (512 amino acids)
Biological process (GO): mitotic sister chromatid segregation; cell division
Cellular component (GO): MIS12/MIND type complex
Molecular function (GO): DNA binding
Source: RefSeq, a predicted model, not a curated record